Nasonia vitripennis (jewel wasp) is the source of this 1311-nucleotide messenger RNA. RefSeq names its product alpha-tocopherol transfer protein-like. The transcript has 5 exons. Gene Ontology annotation, cellular component: membrane. NCBI's taxonomy places the organism in Eukaryota, Metazoa, Arthropoda, Insecta, Hymenoptera, Pteromalidae. The record is from RefSeq and is a predicted model, not a curated record. The coding region runs from base 278 to 1186 and encodes 302 amino acids. Gene Ontology annotation, molecular function: phosphatidylinositol bisphosphate binding.
AAUUCGUACCCUGGCGGCGGCGGCGGCGGCUUGCUUGCGGUUUCGUGCGGUAACUCAGCGCGUGUAUAAGUGCACUCGUGUUGUUCCUCGCAUCCGUGGGCGCGUGAUGGUUGCAUUUUUUCCCGAAUGGCUUUUAUCGAAGUAAGUACCGCCGGCGAGAGCAGUAUUUAGCGAGCACUUCCAGCGCGCGCACUGCAAAAAGCGCCUUUUCUUAUUCCUCCUCUCUUCUUCGCUGCGGAAUUUCUAAUCGCAGAAUCACUGACGCAUAUCGCAAGCGAUGGAGACCUUGAAGAGGCCUACCGUUGAAGAAGAGUUCAAGAGGAAUCCCGAACUCACCGAGGACGACAUGCAGCAUCUCCGGGAUUGGAUAAAAAAGCAGCCCCACUACCCCAACGCGAUCAGCGACGAAGACAUCGUCCUCUUUCUCCACAGCAAUUAUUACAGGAUGGAGCCGACGAAAGCUACGAUCGAGAAUUUUCUGACCUGCAGAACACACGUCCCCGAGUUUUUCAGCAACAGAGAUCCCAUCGGCUGCAAGGAGCUCCGAACUGCUAUGGGCACCGUGUGCAUGCUGCCACUGGAGCAGAGGACACCCGAGGGCUACGGGGUGCUUUACACGCGGCUGAUAAACUUCGAGGUGGAGCGAUUCUUCUAUUACGACACUAUGCGCCUCUUCAACAUGAUAGCCGAUCUGUGGGUCCUGCAACACGGAACGAUGAAGGGCCACAUCCUGAUAUGCGACAUCCAAGGCGUGACGAUGUCCCACGUUCUGCGCAUCCCUCCGAUCGGCGUGAAGAAGUUCCUCUACUAUCUCCAGGAAGCCGCUCCGAUCAGACUCAAGGCUCUGCACUAUCUGAACACCAGCUCGGUCAUGGAUUUCAUUCUGGGACUUAUGAAGCCCUUCAUGAAGAAGGAGUUGAUGGAUAUGCUCCAUCUUCACCCCUCGGUGGAAAGCAUGAAGAAGCACAUGCCCACCGAGAUUCUGCCGAACGAGGCAGGCGGCAAGGCCGGAGCGACCUCCGAACUCUACGAGAAAGUCUUGAAAAACCUCGAGGAUCAUCGCCAGUACUUUCUGGCCGAGGAGAAGGAGACGCGAGUCGACGAGUCGCUACGCCCUGGUAAAGCCAAGUCCGUCAACGACCUCUUUGGCAUCGAGGGCAGUUUUAAGAAGCUCGACAUCGAUUGAUCUCUGCGCGGUGCUGCGGAAGAGCAACAAACUUUACAAGAAUGACUUUCAAAUAAACUAAAGAUCCUUCAGAAUGUCAUUGCUUUCUGUAAGAAAUACGCAAAUAAAAAAUCUUAUCCAACGAU